AUGAGUCAAAUUUUAAUUUAUACAGUUAUUAUUACAGGAAAUAUAAGAAAGUUUGAAGAAAUUAAAGAAUUUUUUGGAACAACUGUAAAAUUAACUCAUAUUUCUUUAGAUUUGCCAGAAAUACAAGGAGAAAUACAUGAAAUAAUAUUAGAUAAAUGUAAAAAGGCCGUAGAUAUUGUUAAAAAACCUGUAAUUAUUGAGGACACCAGCCUUUUUUUUACAUCAUUUAAUGGACUUCCCGGACCAUAUAUUAAAUGGUUUUUAUUAAGUCUUGGAUUGGAUGGAUUAGUGCGUCUCUUAGAAGCCUUUCCUGACAAAACAGCAGAAGCUGUAUGUUUAUUUGCAUAUUGUAAAGAUCCUGGAGAUACUGUUCAUGUUUUUGAAGGAAGAACAUUGGGAUCUAUUGUGCCUGCUCGUGGACCAACUGUGUUUGGAUGGGAUGCUAUUUUCCAGCCACUCGAUUGUGAUCAAACAUAUGCUGAAAUGGGUCAAACAUUGAAACAUAAGUUCAGUCAUCGAAGUAAAGCUUUAACAAAACUUUUAGCAUUUUUGAAACACGCCAAUAAUGAUGUAUAA
Messenger RNA from Pneumocystis murina B123, 576 nucleotides. Its product is annotated as RdgB/HAM1 family non-canonical purine NTP pyrophosphatase. Bases 1 to 576 code for a protein of 191 amino acids. Gene Ontology annotation, biological process: nucleoside triphosphate catabolic process. Gene Ontology annotation, molecular function: nucleoside triphosphate diphosphatase activity. The record is from RefSeq and is a predicted model, not a curated record. The transcript has 9 exons. NCBI's taxonomy places the organism in Eukaryota, Fungi, Ascomycota, Pneumocystomycetes, Pneumocystales, Pneumocystaceae. Gene Ontology annotation, cellular component: cytoplasm.